Phalacrocorax carbo (great cormorant) is the source of this 3691-nucleotide messenger RNA. The record is from RefSeq and is a predicted model, not a curated record. Lineage: Eukaryota; Metazoa; Chordata; Aves; Suliformes; Phalacrocoracidae.
UCUGCUCCGCUGCUCAUUUCUUUCCUUCUUUACCCCCCCCCCCCCCGCCCCUUUAAAGGGGCUGUGUGUUACAGGUCCUCUGUAUUAGGAGGCACCUUAAUGUUGGCGACGAUCCUUUCCUCUAACACUUGUAUCUUCUAAACGAAUUUUAACUGUUGGCUGCAAGUGGGGGCGAUUUCCCCUCCUUUGUGUGCCUCUCACUGCUAAAGCUUUAGCUACCGUUAAACCUACUUAAAAUUUAAAAUAAUACACUCACGGUUUUAAAGGGAUUUGGGGAAAGGGUUGAUUUAGGCCAGGAGAUAUUUUUGCAGGUAGGAAGAUACCUGCUGUUCCUCCUCGAAUCACCCUAGUUUGUGCAAGUGAGAUAAAGCAGAAAUCUGGAGUUGCGGCUCUUGAGAAGCAAAUAUGCUGUCUAACAAUAUUGCAGAAGUUUUUGUGAAACGUGGAAUUUCUCUUCCUCUUUUGUAAAGGCUUAUAGAAUAAUAAUAGAUCUUCUUGAGCAAAGUGCUCCUGUCACACAUAAUAAGUUGGGGGGCGGGGGAGCUUACAAAUCAUACCUUGCAUUCAUAAUAGUCAUGAAUUCCUUAGUGAGAAAUACUUGCCUCAUAGCUAAGGUUACUAAUGAUUUUCUUAUUUUUUUUUUAGAGAGAGAAAUAUGCUACAUAAAGAACAGGUUUACUGUUAUGGUAGAUGUACAGCAGCCUAGAAGGAAAACUGACGUAGAAGUUAUUCCUGGCGGUUCUAAGUGCCUCUGCCUACCUGCUGGAAAUACUUUGAAGUAUCAACAAUGAACUCGAUGCUAACAUUAUUUUUUUCUGGAGUAGUUGCCUGUUGCGCUCACUCUGCUGGUGAUUCAGUCUCCAGGUUACUCCUUGUGUCCUUUGAUGGCUUCAGGGCUGAUUACUUGGAAACCUAUAAACUUCCUCAUCUCCAGGAGUUCAUUGAGGAUGGCGUGCUUGUAAAACAAGUUACAAACUCUUUUAUCACCAAGACUUUCCCAAACCAUUAUACCAUAGUGACAGGCUUAUAUGAAGAAAGCCAUGGCAUCGUGGCUAAUGACAUGUACGAUGCAGAUGCCAAGAAAAAGUUUUCACAGUUCAACGAUUCAGAUCCCUUCUGGUGGAAUGAGGCAGUUCCAAUUUGGGUAACAAAUCAACAGCAGGGAAAUGGAGUGAGUGCUGCUGCCAUGUGGCCCGGUACCGAUGUAAAAAUUAAUGAUACGACCCCUCGAUUCUUUAUGAAGUACAACUUUUCAGUAACGUUUGAGGAGAGAGUGGAGAAAAUCGUUGCAUGGCUGAACAGCUCUAAUCCAGUAGUCAAUUUUGCUACGUUAUACUGGGAAGAACCAGAUGCAAGUGGGCACAAGUAUGGACCAGAUGACACUGAGAACAUGCGCAGAGUAUUAGAAGAAGUGGAUAAUCAUAUUGGUUUCCUUACUAAUAAAUUGAAGUCAUUAGGUUUGUGGGACACUAUUAAUAUCAUAAUAACGAGCGAUCAUGGAAUGGCCUCCUGCUCUGCAAAGAAGCUGAUUAUCCUGGAUAACUGCAUUGGUCGCAACAACUAUACUCUGAUAGACAAGAGUCCCGUUGCUGCAGUGCUGCCAAGGCAGAACAAAAGAGACGUGUAUAACUUACUGAAAAAAUGCAACAAUCACAUGAAAGUAUAUCUCAAAGAAAAAAUUCCAGACAGAUUUCAUUAUCGUCAUAAUAAGAGAAUUCAACCCAUAAUUCUGGUUGCAGAUGAAGGCUGGACUAUUGUACAAAAUGAGUCACUUUCAAAAUUAGGCGACCACGGCUAUGACAACGCUCUCCCAAGCAUGCAUCCGUUCCUGGCUGCUCGCGGGCCUGCUUUUCAUCGGGGUUACAAGCAGAGCACCAUGAACAACGUUGAUAUUUACCCAAUGAUGUGCCACAUCCUGGGACUGACACCACAGCCGCACAAUGGCACUUUCAGGAACACCAAGUGCUUGCUCGCUGACCAGUGGUGCAUAAAUCUUCCAGAAGCUAUUGGGAUUGUUAUUGGGGCUUUUAUGAUACUGACUACUUUCACCUGCAUUAUAAUAAUCUCAAAGAAUAGAGUAGCUCCUGCACGGCCAUUUUCCCGACUUCAGUUACAAUAUGACGAUGACAAUCCUUUAAUUGGAUAGCGCGUAGGGAGCCUCGCCUCACGUGCUAAAUAGUGAUUUCAGGAAGAGAGUUUCAACUUGCACUGGAUGGCAUUCUUUGACGCACUUUAAUGGUAUCUGUAUAAAAUACUGUACAGCCAGAUCUUGCUAACUUGCGUGGGUGUGCUACCUGACUAGCAGUCCUGUAAAAAUAUUUUCAGAACAAAAUGGUGAACAGGUGGCUUUCUGCCAAAAGAGAUGCUCAACAUAGUAAGGAUACUUAGUUUUUCAUUCAAGCCUUUGAACACUUUCAAAUGAAAUUCCAGAGUAUGAACUAGCCAGGGUAGACUAAGUGAAUUUUAACAUUUGCAAAUGAUAUUUGGUUUUUUUUUCCUAUUAAAUUUAAAUUAAUGUUGACUUCAAGUGUUCUUGUACCUGUAUUGGAAAGGAGAUCUUUUUUAUGAGAGUUAGAAGUUAGUCCUAUUUGGACAGUAUGUUCUGAUUUGUUCUUAAAUUUGAGGACAGAGGGUAUAGAGAAGACCAAAUACUUCUGUUUCCACCUGAAACCAGCCAUAUGUCAAGAAACUGGUGAGAAGAAAAAUGGAAGCCAGUGAGGAAAGAACUGAUGUGUGUCACUUCUAUUUUGGGCAAUUAGGUAUGUGGCUCAGCAGUUCUAAAGCUGGGCCGAUGGCUCUGAUGCUGCUGGAGGUGUCCCUGUGGGUGACUUGGUUCCACAGUUCCUGCACUCGGAGAGUUGGGAUGGUCCUUGCUUAUCUCAAGAAUGUCGAUUUGAACUGAGAAUCCUUGGAUUACUCAGCUUAAUGGGCUGUAAGUUUUUUUCAGGUGUAAACUCUGCUGAAAGGUGGUUUUGUAAUAAUGGUGGUUCUACCCUGUGCACCAGCUGAUCAUUAUCUUUUGAAGGCUGUCAUGUGCUAAAAAGCACAACCGAAAGUUUGACAUGAAAUCACCAAGCAAGAAUUCCAAACUCUUAUUUUAAACCCUGGAAACUUAAAGGGAAAAGUUAAUUUAUUUUUGAGAUAGGAUCUGUUAUCUGUAGUGUCUAAGCUGUAUAGAUGUAAGUUCUGGUGAAGACCAGUGCUAAUGGUUCUCUUAAUUGAAACUCUUGAUUCUUUGUUAAUGGUCAAGUCUAGUAACUUGCUAUUAAAAAAAAAAAACUAAUUUGAUUUAGAAAGCCUUAGUGGUACCUUAUCUUUUAGUGAGGAAAGAAUGUGAGGCUAAAUUGUUAAUGAUAACCCAAAAAGAGAACUACCGUUACCAAGUCCUUUUCCUACAAGUUUGAUUGUUUUAAGAACUGAUAAUUUGACGUGAGAGGCUGAGGUACCUGGUACCAUGCAAUGCUGUUUCUUGGUCACAAAUGCAAAUUUAGUGCAGUUGGUAUUAGCCACAGGCUACCUUUUAGUGAUCCAACUGGGAGGAAGUAUGGACUUUAGAGGGAAAGGUUACUUUUAACUGCCUACUGAAAAGAUACAUUUGAGUUUUAAAAAUUAUGUCUGGAAGUCUUACUAAUUUGUAUCUUCCUCUCUGAAGAUUCUGUUGCACCGAUUAAAAACACAAUUCAAAAACUAA